AUGUCCUCGCGGGAACCCUCGUCCGCGGGCCCUGCGGGCCCUGGCCCCGCAAGCGACGUUUCCGAGAAUGCCGGGACCACGAAAGCGAGCAUCCGGGGUGCUCUCGCUGCGCACGUCCAGUCGUUGGGUUGGGAAGAGCGAGAAUUCUCGGACGUCACGGUGACUGCGCUCGGAAAGGUGAGCCGCCAGGACGACUUCGAGGCCCCCAACCCUCUGUUGAACCCGGCAAUGAGCCGCCCCCGCGAAACGUCUAACAACGCCCCGAAACCUCAAUCCCAACAGGAAUAUCCGCUUCACCGCCUCGUCCUGUCUCGCUCGCCCUACUUCAGUGUCCUCAUGCGGGGCCCGUGGAAGGACGCGACGUCUCCGACGCUAACCCUGGAGAUUCAAGACCCCUUGGUCGACGAGGCAGCCGUCGAGGUGGCUCUCGGGUUUCUCUACGAGAAGGUCCCCGAGGAGCUGACUCCCGAGCUGGCGACGAGGACGCUCGCGGCGGCGUCCUUCCUCGAUCUGCAGGACCUGUGCGAGUUGUGCGCGGACGUCAUCGUGAGCGACAUCAGGACGGAGACGCUGUGCGAGUACGUGAAGCUGACGACGUUAAGUCAGUACAAGACGGUUCACGACGACCUCGUCGGGCCCGACCACGCCAGAAACGACAAGCUGGUAUCACCCUACGGCAAGCACGGUGACAAGAUAAAGGACGCGUGCUGGGGUUACAUGUGCCAGAACUCCUCCCGUAUCUUGAAACCUGGAAUAGAUCUAUUCUCGAACACCAACAGUGAUUUUGGCUACGCAGCGUGGGGGAGCAUCGUCCCCGCCCUGAAUUUGGGGUUGGUGGAGCACCUUUUCUGCUCUGACGAGCUCCAUGUGGAAGACGAGAGAGAUAGGUUCCUGAUGAUUGUCAAAACAGGGGGAGCAAUUCUGGAGCGCCUCAUGCGAGGUGAGUACCACGAUAAUGGUGGAGACGACGAUCACGCGCGAAAGCAGUGCGACCGAAUCGAAAGGCUCAUUGGUCUUCUGAAGAAUCCUUCGUCCGAUGAGCACGUCACUCGCGACGACGACGUUCCCCACCACGUCAAGUACCUGUGCCUGAAGGUGCUCGCGUCCGUUGUCUACAUGGGAUCAAAGGUACGAUACGAGCACGUCGAGGAUGCCACAGACUUUGAUGUCACUCAUAUCCACAUCAACGAUGAUUGGAAGUUUUCGGGUGAGAAGGUUUCCACCGGCUUUCCCCUCGAAGAGCGAACCUUGCGGUGGCUUGAAGACAUUUUCCCAAUAAACGCCGACGACCUGCUAAAGCUGCUGUGCCUUGACCUGGGAAUUCAAACGCCAAAGGAGUCAUUUUACAACGGUUUCCACGCUCACAAGCAAAAUACGCGGUAUUUUGUGGAACGUCUCAUGGAGAAAAGAAAGGAGAUCGCGAAGCCGCUCACAGUGGCCGCAGCCGGGGCUGAAACAGCAGCAAGGAGACUAAGCGAGAUGGGUGUAUCUGGAUCUGGCAACACGCUGACCGAGCUAGCGCCGGAAGGGGGAUUCGAAUGGACCGAACACGAAUUGGACAUUUUCGACGGGCUCCGUCCCUUCCGAUUCAGUGUGACGUUUCCCAACAUCCUGAACCUCAACGACGGUCAGGCAAGGCACAGCGAGGAAAAGUUCUACGCCGGAUCGUUGUGGAAGGGUACGACGAGCAACCUCCGCCGCCGCUGCCAACAGUGA
Micromonas commoda is the source of this 1716-nucleotide messenger RNA. RefSeq lists its product with no specific name. Lineage: Eukaryota; Viridiplantae; Chlorophyta; Mamiellophyceae; Mamiellales; Mamiellaceae. Gene Ontology annotation, molecular function: protein binding. The transcript has 2 exons. The record is from RefSeq and is a predicted model, not a curated record. The coding region runs from base 1 to 1716 and encodes 571 amino acids.